UGCUGUCAAUGAUUAGUGCGGAUGUGCUGGCACAGGGCAGGUAGAGGGAGAGGAAGAGAGGGAGGAAGAGGAGGCAGGCAGGGAGGGAGGGAGGGAAGAAGGAAGGGAGGCAGGGAGGGAAGGAGGGAGGAUGCUGCCAGCGGAAAAUGGCUGCUGCAACCUCAAGCCUAUCCUGAUACACCGAAACGACAUCAAGGUGGAGAGAGUAAGAGAGAGAGAGCGAGAGAGGGGAAGAUUAGGAAAAUGAGAGCAGAUGGAGAGAGAAUGUGAAGCGAGUCUGAGUGUUUCCUGAAAGGAGGAAAUAAAAAGAAGAGGGGGAGAGGAGAGCCUGGGGUGGGCUGCUGCAAGCGGCGGGCAACACCGAGCCAUGGAGGGCGAUGUGCGUGUUCGUGCGGUGGUGCUGACACGUGAUGACUCCAGUGGCGGUUGGGUGUCCCUCGGAGGAGGCGGGCUCAGUCACGUGGUCAUAUGCAAGGGGCGGAGCCUAGACGGCAGGGGGCGCAGGGAGUACAUCAUCCGAGGAGAGCGCCUGCGCGACCAAGCACCAGUGCUGGAGUGUGCGGUCCAGAGGGGGCUGGUGUACAACAAGGUGAAUCCCAUCUUCCAUCACUGGAGAGUGGAGGAUCAGAAGUUCGGCCUUACUUUCCAGAGUCCUGCCGACGCCAUCUCCUUUGAAAAAGGGCUGCAGACCGUCUUAGACAAACUCGACAGAGGCUCUGACUCGCCAUCGUCGUCCACGCCAGAAGAGGUGGACACGGAAGACGAUGGUCAAGUUUCCCAUACAGGAAGCGAGUCGUCGUCCAACAGCAGGAAGGAGAUGCUUCCCAAGCCGAUCACCAUAGUCACAAGCGAGUCCUCCUCCACCUGCUUCGUGCUGCCCGAAGAGUUCAGCUUUGGCUCCACCCAUGCCGUCACCACCCACACACCUGCUCAGAUCCACACCAGGCCAGGACAGCACCAGCUCUCCCAAAUGACCACCGCGUUGAACCCCCCGGCGCCUCCGCCGCCGCCUCCAGCUCCACCCACUCCUCCUGUGGGGCCCCCGGCCUCGUCCCCGCUCUCCCCGCUGUCGCCCACCAUUUCGCUGCUGGAGGAAGGAGACCUGCGCAGCGUGGACCCUUGCAAGGACCUGUGGGGUUCUCGGGGUUACGAGGAUUACAGAUGCGCCGGUGCGACCAGGACUAUGGUUGGGGGCCUGACGGGCGGCGUGGUGGUCGGCGGCGGUGGGAGCCUGCAGGACAAGUCGGAGCUGUGCAUGGCUCGCUUUGAGAAGGAGCUGGCGGGCGUGGGGCCGGCCGGCUGCGAGGUCACCGUGAGCCUGGACAGCAAAGCCUCCCAGCGCCUGUCCUCGUCAUCCCCCACCUGCAUGUCCAUGCCCAACGCCGUGUCCGGAGUGUCCUCAGGUGCCGGCUCGCCGCAGGAGCCCGGCAAAGGCUCGCCGUCCCCCUGCUGCAUCCACGCCUCCCGGACUCGUAAGAGAGGCGGGGCCGGCGGCAGCGACCCGGGCGCCAUCUCUCCCGACGACGACAGUCCGUGCCCCCAGGCGUCGUCGUCGUGCUCGUCUCGCUGCGUCUACUGCCGCUCGGUGUUCAGCGCCUCUGAGAACGGGCGGGGCCGCUGCAGGGACGCCCCCGACCCGGCGCUGCACUGCCUCCGCCAGUGGACCUGCGUGUGGUGCGCGGAGAGCCUGCUGUACCACUGCAUGUCGGACUCGGAGGGGGAGUUCUGGGAGCCCUGUUCGUGCGAUGACUCAAUGGGGGGCCACCCACACCCGCUCUGCUGCGCCCGCUGGUUGGCCCUGCUGGCCCUGUCGCUCUUCGUGCCCUGCAUGUGCUGCUACCUGCCUCUGCGCGCCUGCCUGCGAUGCGGGGAGAGGUGCGGCUGCUGCGGGGGGAAGCACAAAGCGGUCCGAUGAGGCCAGGCUGAGGGGCGGGAGGGGUUCCCUGGACCGGGUGGAACCGAGCACCCGACGGCGGUCCUCCAAAGCCCCGCAGCUUCCCACUGAUUUCAGCUCUUUCUCUUUUCAGCCGGGCGCCUUCCUCGACGGUCCAGGUGCUCUGGACUCUGACUGGGCUCUCUGGGCGUCAUCUGGAGCUUCGUAGUCGAUUCACCGGGGGAGCGCACUGCAAAAACACCAACUCUCACCAACUG
Poeciliopsis prolifica (blackstripe livebearer) is the source of this 2151-nucleotide messenger RNA. RefSeq names its product sprouty related EVH1 domain containing 3 (gene spred3). Gene Ontology annotation, biological process: multicellular organism development; negative regulation of MAPK cascade. NCBI's taxonomy places the organism in Eukaryota, Metazoa, Chordata, Actinopteri, Cyprinodontiformes, Poeciliidae. Bases 368 to 1915 code for a protein of 515 amino acids. Gene Ontology annotation, molecular function: protein kinase binding. Gene Ontology annotation, cellular component: membrane. The transcript is spliced from 6 exons. The record is from RefSeq and is a predicted model, not a curated record.